Messenger RNA from Bradysia coprophila, 9480 nucleotides. RefSeq names its product Ca[2+]-channel protein alpha[[1]] subunit T (gene Ca-alpha1T). NCBI's taxonomy places the organism in Eukaryota, Metazoa, Arthropoda, Insecta, Diptera, Sciaridae. The record is from RefSeq and is a predicted model, not a curated record. Gene Ontology annotation, molecular function: low voltage-gated calcium channel activity; voltage-gated sodium channel activity. Gene Ontology annotation, biological process: membrane depolarization during action potential; calcium ion import; calcium ion transmembrane transport. Gene Ontology annotation, cellular component: voltage-gated sodium channel complex; voltage-gated calcium channel complex; plasma membrane.
ACGGGAAACAUUUUGGCUCCGGAAUAACUGUGCUCGUUCCACAUUCACUUAGAUGUUUGUUUUAGUGGAAAAAAAGAAUUAAAUAAAAUUUUAAUUGUUUAGUUGUUAAGUGUAUGAAGUGCUUUUUUGGCUAUACGAAUCAAUGUUUUUGAUUAUGUUCGUCUGCAGUUAUUUGAAUUAUUGAGUGUAAACUGGUGCAAAAUCGAAACAGUGGAAAUUUAACAACCAACCAUCACAUCCGGGGCUAUGAACAUGACCAGUUACGCGAAAUCCUCGAAACAGAAAUCAAAAUUCAAUAGAAUGUAACAAAUGCAAGUGCUUAGACCGACAUUUGUUCGGCAAAUAAUUCUAACGAAAAAAUGGAAAAUGAAAUAAAUUCAAGUGUGGUGUAUUGUCGUCGUCCAAGUGUGAAUCAUGUACGCGGUUUGGAAAAUUUAAAAAAUCGUCGAAUCAGUCGACGCCAAAGUGUCGGUUGUAACAGUGAUAUUAAUGCUAGCAUAAAUAGCAAUUCGACAGUGAUGGGUGGUGGUCGAAACUAUUAUCAGCACAGUAAUAAACAUCGUGUUGCUGGUAGCGGUGAAUCGACAUGCUCGAAAAGCACAAAAUCGACCACAUCGUCCGGCACAUCAUGUACGGGUAUUUCAUGUAGUGAUGAUGGCGAAUCGAGUACAACAUCCGGUGAGCCAAAUCUUCCAUAUCCCGGAUUUCCAGAAAUUGCUUUGAAAUAUUUGCCACAAGAUGCCUGGCCGAGGAGUUGCUGUUUGAGUCUGAUUACGAAUCCAUGGUUCGAACGUGUGUCCAUCCUAGUAAUUUUGCUCAAUUGUGUUACAUUGGGAAUGUAUCAACCAUGUGUUGACGAUGCCUGUGUAACGAAUAGAUGUAAAAUAUUGCAGAUUUUCGACGACAUUAUAUUCGCGUUCUUUUCAUUAGAAAUGACAAUCAAAAUGAUGGCAAUGGGGAUGUGGGGUAAAAACACCUAUCUGGCUGAUUCAUGGAAUCGUUUGGAUUUUUUCAUUGUUUGUAGCGGUGCAUUUGAAUAUUGUCUUCACAUGGAAAAUUUAAAUUUAACAGCAAUCAGAACAAUACGGGUACUACGCCCGUUGAGAGCUAUAAAUCGCAUUCCAAGUAUGCGAAUUUUGGUAAUGUUGCUGUUGGAUACGCUCCCUAUGCUUGGCAACGUGUUGCUGUUAUGCUUUUUUGUAUUUUUUAUAUUCGGAAUAGUUGGAGUUCAAUUGUGGGAAGGCAUAUUGAGACAAAGAUGUGUUUUACAAUUACCCGAUCACGUGAUCCCACCCAGGGGACUGCCAGACGAGUACAGAGUUCGAGUCCGUGUCAAUUCUGUUUCCUUUUACUACGAAUUCUCCAAAGAACAAGAUUACAUCUGCUCUCGUCCGGAAGAUUCGGGUAUGCAUCUGUGUUCCGAGCUUCCUCAGUACAGAGUUGGCGCUAUGCUAUGUAACGCAUCUGCACAAACAUUUUCCCCAAACCAUCCCACUAACACAUCAUGUGUUAAUUGGAACCAAUACUACACAAAUUGCACUCAGCUCGGUGGAAAUCCGUUCCAAGGGACUAUCUCUUUUGACAAUAUUGGCAUGGCAUGGGUGGCUAUAUUUCUGGUAAUCUCGUUAGAGGGUUGGACCGAUAUAAUGUACUAUGUUCAGGAUGCACAUAGCUUUUGGGAUUGGAUCUAUUUCGUGCUGCUUAUUGUUAUUGGGUCGUUUUUCAUGAUAAAUCUGUGCUUAGUUGUUAUCGCAACGCAAUUUUCCGAAACGAAAAAACGUGAAAUGGAGCGUAUGAGACAAGAACGAGCUAGGUACACAUCGAAUUCCACGUUGGCGUCGAGUACAAACAACUCAGAACCAGCCACAUGCUACGCAGAAAUUGUUAAGUACAUAGCUCAUCUGUGGCGCAGGAAUAAACGACGACUAAUUAAGAAGUUACGAUUGUAUAAAUACCAGCGUCAAUUACGCCAACAAGAGGAAGGUUUGCUACCAGAUGGCGAAACGUUAACGUUAUCGCCCAGCCGAAUAAAAUGUCAUCAUCCGAAAUGUCCACGUACCAGUCAAAAUUCUACAACCAACAUUCAAGAUCAAUUGAUUACCGUUAUGGUACCGCUGAAUGCUUCGCGUAGCGCGCCGCCUGCAAGUAGUAAUGACAAUCAUAUCUCUUCACCGGAAAAUUCCGACUCCAUGGAUCACAGUAAGAAUGCAACGAAGAAAAAUGGUACGGUUCAGGACGGUAAAGAUGAAAAACAGAAAACGUUCAGAUUGAGAUUACCGAGCACCAACGAAAGUGAACAAUUAAUUAAUCCCUGUUCUUCGAAUUAUUUAAACACAUGCAAUUCGCCAACGGCAGCUCGGCGGCGAUCGGCUGUAAUGUUCAAUGAGUAUGUAAUCCUGCAUACUCCUCCAGCCAACCACCAAGCGAAUGACAAGAACAUCUGUUCAGCAGAGAAAACUACUCAAACUGGUGAUGGUAACAUUUGGCAGGUAAACCUUCCCCAACAGAAUGUAAAUUCGCAGACAUUGUCCAAUGUGUUUGCUGACUGUUCGGACUUGGGUCUAAAUGAGACAAUGACGUGUCAAGAGCUGCUUGCAUUUUCCGUUGCUUUUUCGGCUGCAUUGCCUACAAGUCAGACGACCCUUGAGUCAUUUUAUACAUCGCUGGCCAGGAACGAUACCGGUCAACAAGAUAAACCAGUUCAAAAUACUGCCAACUAUUAUGAAGACUUUUCGUGCUGUUAUGAUUUAUAUCAAAAUGCUGCCCUGAAUGACACCGUCGAUGAGAAAAGGUCUCACAGUAAAGUUUACCGAUCAUGUGCGAUAAUGUGGAAAGUGGUGAAUAAAGUGGCCGGAUAUGUCCGACGAUAUGUUCGUAUGCUGGUCGAGUAUAAAUACUUUCAACAAGGAAUUUUAUUGGCCAUAUUGAUAAACACUCUAUCAAUGGGAAUUGAAUACCAUAAUCAACCGGACGAGUUGACAGCUAUUGUGGAAACGAGCAAUAUUGUGUUCUCGGGCAUUUUUGCUGUGGAAAUGUUGUUGAAAGUGAUUGCCGAGGGGCCGUUCAAGUAUAUCGCUAAUGGAUUCAACGUUUUCGAUGGAGUUAUCGUUAUAUUGAGUGUCUUCGAACUGGCUCAGCAAUUCCUCGGUGUUGGCGAAGGAAAUUCCGGGCUCAGUGUUCUGAGGACAUUCCGAUUGUUGCGUAUUCUAAAGUUGGUGCGUUUCAUGCCAAAUUUACGACGUCAACUAUUUGUUAUGCUACGGACAAUGGACAAUGUUGCGAUAUUUUUUUCGUUACUCAUUUUAUUUAUCUUCAUCUUCAGCAUUCUUGGCAUGUAUCUCUUUGGGGGUAAGUUUUGUAAAUUCACCGACGAUGAUGGACAAGAAAGAGAAUGUACUUGUCCAGAAAUCAUUAGCAAACAUCCAUACUGCGAAUGUGAUCGUAAACAUUUCAACAACAUUUUAUGGGCUACUGUUACCGUAUUCCAAAUUCUAACACAAGAAGACUGGAAUGUUGUGCUAUUCAACGGUAUGGAAAAAACAAGUCAUUGGGCCGCAUUAUACUUCGUUGCUUUGAUGACAUUUGGCAAUUACGUUUUGUUUAAUUUAUUGGUUGCCAUUCUGGUAGAGGGAUUCAGUUCAGAGAGAAACGAACGAAGGGAACGAGAGCAAAGAGAAUUGGUGAAAAAGCUAAGAGAAGAAAAUGAAACGAUAAACGAUUUGAUUUAUGAGGAGGCGAGAAGUUGUUCCGAAUCAACAACCACGAGUGAUAGUUAUCAUGAAAUUAAAAAUAAAUGGCACAGUGCAGAAGAUGUGAGAAAGGUUCCUAAAUGUAACAUACAAAAGCAGAGAAUGUUACAGCCAACUUUUACCAACGAUGCCACAUUGGAGCGGGAAGGCUCUAAACGGAAUUCCGAUAAGUCGAUCGAUAGAUUCGUUCCAAAUAAACAGUUAACUAAGACCUACUCGAUCAAGGAACGUCGAACUGACGGUCCUAAACUGAAUAUUAAAUGUCGCAAUCAAGAUCCACCAAUAAUAACAACAACUGCCGCCACACCGCAAGACUCGCCUAAUACGACAUUAGAGCCGGGCGCCAGUUUCAGACAUUGGGAGAGUGCGGAUUUAGAAAGUUUGGGCAAAUCGGAUAGCAUUCCAUCACUUCUUAAACCUCCAUCCAUAAUUGGCAGUUAUAAAUCGCUCAACCGAAUUGAAGAACAAGCGCCAAAGAUAAUACAAAUUGAGGCAAAAUCAAUAUUACCGCUACAAUCGUCCAUUCAGGAGGAUAAAGACGCCAAAGACAAUGUACCUGAUACAAAUGACCCACCAUCAACACCAACAGCAAUACCUUCAGUCCAACCACUCAUUCAGAAAAAAUCUAGUUUUAAAAAAUUUAGUCGAACAAGUUCAAAGAAGAAGAAAGGCCGCACAAAAUGUGAAAGUGAUACAGAAGUGGUAUUGAACAAUGGCCGUGAUCAGCACGCUAAUACCACCACGUCGCAAACGCUACGAAAAAAUGACAAUUUAAUGCAAACAGCAAAUCGAAUACAAAACGACACCAAGGACACCAAUCGAAUUAGUCCGCAGAGUUCAUUUCGUCAAACAUUGGCCACACGACGAGCGUCGGCAAUGAUCAACAAUUCACAAUUGCUGCAGCACUUCGGUCAACAAAACGCACUGAAAAACCAUCCAAUUGCAAACUAUCGACGAAGAAUGUCUUCGAUUGAACAGGUUUUCGAGAAGACUUCGAACAUAAAUCUGUGCAAUUUGGAGAGCAACAAAAGCAGCGAGUUCAUCGAUUCCAAAUUGAAUUUACAAAAUUUACAUAAGUCUUUGCCCAGUGUUAAUGAAGAUGAACUGAAUGUAACGUCCACUAUACCAGAAAAUGAGACUAAAAUACAGAAAAUGAUACGCGAGUACACCGAGGAACGGGAAACGUACUCGUUGUACAUUUUCGCAGAAGAUAAUCGAUUUCGUUACAUAUGUACAUGGUUUGUUAACCAGAAAUGGUUCGACAAUGUAAUUUUACUUUUUAUUGCGCUGAAUUGCAUAACAUUAGCAAUGGAACGACCGAAUAUACCACCGAAUUGUACCGAGCGAUAUUUCUUGGCGACGGCAAAUUAUGUGUUUACCGCAGUCUUUACGGUCGAAAUGAUGAUCAAAGUCGUUGCUGCAGGAAUGUUUUAUGGUGACGAUGCGUAUUUCAACUCUGGAUGGAAUAUAAUGGAUGGAUCGCUUGUCAGUAUAUCAAUUAUCGAUUUGCUGAUGUCGCUUGUAAGCGAUUCUAGUCCCAGAAUUUUUGGAAUUUUACGGGUAUUCCGUCUAUUACGGUCACUUCGUCCGCUACGUGUAAUUAAUCGAGCGCCCGGUCUGAAAUUGGUCGUUCAAACAUUGCUGUCGUCACUGCGACCGAUAGGAAAUAUCGUCCUAAUUUGUUGCACAUUUUUCAUUAUUUUCGGUAUUCUUGGCGUACAGUUGUUCAAGGGAACAUUUUUCUACUGCGAAGGUGUGGAAAUUAAACACGUGAAAAAUAAAACCGACUGCCUUGCCAUACCGGGAAACGUCUGGAUCAACCGCAAAUACAAUUUUGACGACUUGGGCAAAGCGCUAAUGUCUUUGUUCGUGUUGUCGUCGCGUGAUGGAUGGGUGAACAUUAUGUACACUGGUCUGGAUGCUGUAGGCGUCGAUCAGCAACCUAUUGUUAAUUUCAACGAAUGGCGUCUCUUAUAUUUCAUUGCUUUUAUUCUGUUAGUUGGAUUUUUUGUGUUAAACAUGUUUGUAGGCGUUGUGGUGGAGAACUUCCAUCGCUGUCGCGAGGAACAAGAAAAAGAAGAGAAAAUUCGCCGAGCGGCCAAACGAGCACUACAGAUGGAGAAGAAGAGACGAAGAAUGCACGAACCUCCGUAUUAUACAGGAUAUUCGCCGAUUCGAUUGUUUGUGCACAAUGUUGUUACAUCAAAGUACUUUGAUUUAGCAAUAGCUGCUGUAAUCGGAUUUAACGUUAUCACAAUGGCUUUGGAAUAUUAUAUGAUGCCGAUUGCAUUGGAGUAUACACUGAAAAUAUUCAAUUAUUUCUUUACGGCUGUUUUCAUAUUGGAAGCUAUCAUGAAGCUAAUUGCACUUGGAUUCAAAAUUUAUAUGAAAGAAAAAUGGAAUCAGCUCGAUGUGGGUAUUGUAAUAUUGUCUGUGGUCGGAAUUGUGUUGGAAGAACUGGAAACCAACAUCAUACCAAUAAAUCCAACAAUCAUUCGAGUGAUGCGCGUCAUGCGAAUCGCUAGAGUCCUCAAACUACUGAAAAUGGCCAAGGGUAUACGGGCUUUGCUGGAUACGGUGAUGCAAGCCCUUCCACAAGUCGGAAAUCUUGGUUUACUAUUUUUCCUAUUGUUUUUUAUAUUUGCCGCACUGGGAGUGGAACUGUUCGGUCGAUUAGAAUGUUCCGAAGAGAAUCCGUGUCAAGGGCUUGGCGAGCACGCUCAUUUCGCUAACUUUGGCAUGGCUUUCUUGACGCUAUUCCGUGUCGCCACCGGCGAUAACUGGAAUGGAAUCAUGAAAGACACGUUAAGAGAUGAGUGUGAUGAUGCAGCCGAUUGUGUGAAAAAUUGCUGCGUUAGCACCGUCAUUGCUCCCAUAUUUUUCGUAAUUUUUGUGCUAAUGGCACAAUUUGUACUCGUUAAUGUUGUGGUGGCUGUAUUAAUGAAGCACCUGGAAGAGAGCCACAAACAAAUGGAAGAUGAAAUGGAUAUGGACACUGAAUUGGAGCGUGAAUUCCAACAGGAACAAGAGUUCGAAGAAGAGCAAGCUCUGUGCAUGCAAUUGCAAGAGGAAGAGAAUUUGUUCCAGAAACGUCCACUAGCCAAAAUCCAAUCUCUUCCGCCUAAUUUUACUUAUAGUACGCCAAUAUUUGAAAAUAAAUUCAAUGCACAACGUCGUCAAACCAUGCACUAUUUUAAUCAAACACUUCGCCAGUCAACCGACCGUACUCACAUAUUCGAUGAGAAGAAUAUUUUGGAGACCGUCGAAAAUAAUAUCAAUCGAGAAAGUGAACGAUCGCGAAAGAGUUCAAAAGGAAGUGGUGAAUUGAAAAAAGAAAUCAACCUACGACGAGCUGGACUGAGUAAAAGGCUAACCAAGGAAAUGUCAUUGGACGAAGAUGCUGGCCGUCGGAAAAGUCGCAGUGAAAUGAAACGGAUGAGUUGUGACAAUUUGCCGUGGAAAAUGGAAAAGAAUUGCGGCAAAUCGAAAUUCAUCGAGUUGUCGCGCGAAGACAAAAACAAAGACGAUUCAAUGGCUGACAUGAUAAUGAGAUCGCUUGACGACAACAAAAUUGGUCAGACCAAAGAGACUUCAGAUGGGAACAAAGAUUCCAGGGAUAAUACAGGAAAUAAAUUAUUUUUAUCGGUUCCAAAGCUACAGCCGGCACGAAAUCGAUCGGGUAGCACCAAGCAAUUGUUCAAGCAGAAGGCAAUGGACGAUGAACAAGAGAUUGACGAGAAUUCAUUACUGCUACCGUCAGUAUCCAAAUCCAGCAAGCAGUCAGACUAUUGGGAUGGAAAGGAAUUGUCCAAUAUGCCUGAUCGCAGUGAUGGCGGUGAAAAUACGAUCAAUAAAUCGGAUUCAUCGGAAAUUUUACGCAUCAUAUCGGAGCGUAGAAUGUUGGAGAAACGUGACAUCGUCGAUAAUAGUGACACUUUUGAAUACAAUCAAUUAAUGAGUAAAAAAUCACCUCAUCCCUCAUCUACAUCUAUUAAUUGAGACAAAAGGUAAAUUAAAUAAAUAAAAAAAAUGGAUGGACAUUAAGAAGUUAAAUAUAUAUUUAUCCUUCUAAUAAGCCAUACAACACACAAAGAAUUUAUUUUCAAUAAAAAAAAACCAAGAAAAAAACAAAAUAAAUUUAGAGAAACAUUCUUGAUAAUCAAAUUUAAUUAUAGUGAAAAGAAAUUUCUAUAUUAGUGAAUGGAGCAAUACUACUAACUAAUUAUAUUAUACUAUAAAAUGAAACAAAACAAAAGGAAAAUAUUUAUAGAAAUGACGAAAUUAUUAUGAAAAUGUGAGACAGUGGUGUCUCUGUCUUUUUCGAAUCAUUUUUUGCAUCAACUAAUUACUGUUUUAGAUCAGUCAAAAUGCUAUUUUACAAAUGGGACAAAAUGUAUUGCAGCGACAAAAUUUCUGGGUUUACCAAUAGAAUGUUUCCUAUUUACAAAUAUCUUUGAGCACUUUACCGUUAUUUCACUUAAUCUUGACCAAUAUCGGGAAAAUAUAAUGGUAAGCCCGAAUAAAACAACGUUAGAAUAUUACCAUCCUUUCACAUUCUCUUCUUCCCAUUUCCAUACACAAUUUCCUAUUUCCGCAUCUCUAUAGCACAAACAUUUAAUGAAAAAUGUUCAGGUCGAAUGAAGAACGAAAAAUUUUAGUUUUCUGUUGCCUACGCCUCAACGGAUUGGAUUUACUAGAGCAGUUCGAUCGAACUACUUCUUGUACAUUGAUACAUUGAUAAAUGAUUUACUUUUUCAUGGGUUUUAUUCGUUUCAUUUGUUCAACGUUAAGUUGUUAUCUUCAUAUUUCAAACAUUGAAAACGAUGUAUACCUCUGUAAUCGGUUAAAAACGAUUAUAGUCAAUCAGUUCUACAAUGACAACUAAAAUAAUAGACGAAAUAUCUGCUUAACGAAAGAAAUAGAAGAUUUGAUAUCCAACAUUUGAGAAUAUUUCAUACAAAAGAAGUAACAGAUUUAAUAGUUACACCGCUCAUGCCGUGUAUAAGUUACAAUUUAAAAUGUGAAAAUCAUAGAAAAUGAACAGACCCACGUGGAGUGACCAUCUCUCUCUCUCUCUCUCUCCGCAGUAGAUCAUUUAACGAUCCCGAUCAUCAACACCACGUUACGCCCUUUUCCGUCUACUCAAAUUGAAUGUCAUAGUUCGGACUGCGAUGUAGCUGUAUAACUGUAUUUUGACUGAUCUAUCAAACAUAAGAGUGCUGUUGUAGAAGAAUGUUUUCGUUGUUGAUGAAAUCUAAUCUUUUGCAUUUUAGCUCGACCAAAAUACUUGAUUUUUGUAAAAUUUGAUGAACCAUAAUCACUAAAUUAGGGAACAUACUCAAUAUAAUAACUCACUUGUAUUCUACAAAGAACAAAAAAAAUAAAAUUUUAUUUUCUUUGAAUGUAAGUAUUUAGAUGUUGCAACAGAGCUCUAUAUAUUCAUACAACAAAAAAGCAGAAGAAGAAAACUAAUUAAUUAAAUAUAUUCAUAAAAAGUCGAAAUAUGAAAUUGUUUGUAAAAAAAAUUAUUUUCGAGUAACAAAAAAAAAGGUUUUAGAACAUUUUUAUUGUAUUCACUUUUCUCUAUUGCUAGAGGUAAUAUGUGCCUAUUAUAACAUACACAAUUUAAACUAUGAACUUUUUUCUAUUAAGAAACUUUCAAUUUUAUGUGAAUCGGCAAUUUUGACUUCAAAACCUUAUAUGUGGGACGCUUGGGUAAGAUUAGUUUCAC